Solanum pennellii is the source of this 838-nucleotide messenger RNA. Its product is annotated as nucleoid-associated protein At4g30620, chloroplastic-like. The record is from RefSeq and is a predicted model, not a curated record. Gene Ontology annotation, molecular function: DNA binding. The coding region runs from base 105 to 659 and encodes 184 amino acids. The transcript is spliced from 7 exons. Lineage: Eukaryota; Viridiplantae; Streptophyta; Magnoliopsida; Solanales; Solanaceae.
AUGCUUAUCAAGAAGUACUACAACAUGGGACUUGGAUAGAUAUUUAUUCAAUCUUCUUGAAAAAAGACAUAUUUUUUCUGCAAAAAUAAUUUUGUGGUGAAAAAAUGGCGUCUACAAGUGCUUUCACAGCUGGGAUUUCAAAUCUUCAUAGCUUCAAAAAACCGUGUCCUAUUGCAAAUCAAGUUGGUAUGUGGACUUCAUCAAGACAUGGCUGUCGAAAGGUUUUAGAUAAUCCCAGACCUCUGCAAAUAUGUUCUCUGUUUGGAGGAAAAAAGGACAAUAAUGAGCAGAACAACGAUGCUCCUUCAAAGGCAGGUCUUUUUGGCAACAUGCAAAACUUAUACGAGACAGUGAAGAAGGCGCAAAAUGUGGUUCAAGUUGAGGCAGUGCGAGUACAAAAAGAGCUUGCUUUAGCAGAGUUUGAUGGAUACUGUGAAGGUGAACUAAUCAAGGUAACACUGUCUGGAAAUCAGCAGCCGAUACGCACUGAAAUUACUGAGGCUGCCAUGGCAUUAGGCCCAGAAAAACUCUCACUUCUGAUUACAGAGGCAUACAAGGAUGCGCAUCAGAAAAGUGUACUGGCAAUGAAGGAAAGAAUGAGUGAUCUUGCUCAGAGUUUGGGAAUGCCAGCAGGCCUUGGUGAAGGAUUCAAACAGUAAAAAAAAAUUAUCUUCAUGAGUUUCAAUUUUGUAAGCUAGCAGACACUAAGUUUAUUUGCAUUAAAAUUAUGAAUACAACUUUAAUUAUUAUUGUAAUUUAUUGGUAAGAUUAUGCACUGUAAAAACUUUGGAUUGAAAGUUUUAAUUCUUCAAUUUUAUAGUGAAAUAGAAUUAUCAAA